UGUGUUUUUUGUUUUUUUUUUUAUCAGAAUUAUUCUUUUGUGUUUACACCAUCCAAAUCCACAUCAAAUCCCAGUCAAGAUCCAGUGCAGACCCAAUGAAAAAAAUACACCCAGAAAAAACACAAAUAAAAUAUACCAUUGAUUCAUGAUCCUCCUCACGUCCCACCCACAUUAACCAUUCCUUCAAUCCAACUCCACCCAAAACCCAGGUCAAAAAUCUUCCCCAAAAUUUUCCCUCUAAUUUCCCUCCCACCAAACACUUCCGUACCCGCAUUUGGUUUCUUUAAUCACAUGAGUACAACUCUCAAAGAAAACAAAAAGAAUCCCAAUAGCCAUGACAGAGGUCCUACACUCCUCCCCAUCCUCUUCCCCUUCUUCUUCCUCCUUAUCCUGCGCACCCUCAUCCACGCCCCACCGCAACGACGCCUUGUUUGAGGGUGAGUCUAGGGUUACGGGCGGUGAACAUGAUGAAGCGAAGGAGAGAGAAGACAAGGAUAGAGAUUCACUGUCCCUUUUGGCACUUUUGUUGACCCUUUUCAGGAAAUCCUUCUGGGUUGCUGCUUGCAAGGCUGAUAGGGAAGAGCUUUGUGCUGGGAUGGAGAUCGGGUGGCCGACUAAUGUGCGCCAUGUAGCGCACGUCACGUUUGAUAGGUUCAAUGGGUUCUUGGGCUUGCCUGUUGAGUUUGAGCCGGAAGUGCCUAGGCGGGCUCCUAGUGCCAGUACCACUGUUUUUGGAGUUUCCACAGAAUCCAUGCAGCUAUCAUAUGACUCCAGAGGGAACAGUGUGCCAACAAUACUCCUGCUAAUGCAAAGACGUUUGUAUGCCCAAGGAGGCCUACAGGCAGAAGGUAUUUUCAGAAUAAAUGGGGAAAACAGCCAGGAGGAGUAUGUCAGGGAUCAAUUGAAUAGGGGAAUCGUUCCACAAGGCAUUGAUGUACAUUGCUUAGCGGGUCUUAUCAAGGCUUGGUUUAGAGAACUCCCAACUGGAGUAUUGGAUUCUCUGUCACCUGAGCAAAUAAUGCAGUGCCAGUCUGAGGAAGAUUGUACUGCACUUGUGAGGCUCCUACCUCCAACAGAAGCUGCUCUACUGGAUUGGGCAAUCAACCUGAUGGGUGAUGUUGUUCAACAGGAACAUUUAAACAAGAUGAAUGCACACAACAUUGCAAUGGUUUUUGCACCAAACAUGACUCAGAUGGCAGAUCCAUUGACAGCAUUAAUGCAUGCGGUCCAAGUGAUGAACUUCCUCAAGAGACUUAUUGUGAAGAUUCUACGUGAAAGAGAGGAUUCUGUGAUAGAACCGGCUCCUAGUUCUCUCCUGGAGCCUUCUGAUAAGAAUGGUCGCGAAAGCCCUUCACAGCCUCCUCGUCUGGAAGUCGCUGCCCACGAAAAUGACGAGAUCGACCCUCACUUCAUUUCUGAAGAACCCAUUACUGAAAGCGCUUCAGACUCUAAUGAGCUUGAUAACAUCGCAACUGAUGGAGGAGAGCCAUGCAGUAGCGAUUCAACAUCUAUUGAAGGAUCCUAUGAAGGAAGUUAUAAUAGUCCUGAUGAGUACAACACUGACAUAGAUGCGGAAGUGGUUAAUAAUUGUUUAAAAUCUGGGGUACAAGAAGAGAAGGGCCUUGGAGAAAAAAUUGGCCAAUCUAGUGUUUCGAAUCUGACAAAGAAGUGUCCUGGAAUUGAGCAACAACCAGCGGUACUUCAGGUGGUGAUGGGACAUGUGGAGAAGAGCAAGGAGAUGAGCAAUUUGAGUCGUAUAAAUUCAAGAACAGAGAGGAUUGAAGCUUGGCGGUGAAGAAAAGGCCGACAGUGGUCCACAACUAGGUGAUGGUGACGACAAUUUGGAUUUGGAAUGUGGGGGGAUUGUGAAUUGUGAGUUGUUUGUUCUUUCUAUGUUGCUGGUUGGUUUUCUUAUCCUAUUGCGGGAUCAGGUAUGAGUGGUUUUGCACACUAACAAUUUGCUUUUGGAAACUACAACUAUGCAGAGGAUUUCAUGUGGUCUCAAUUUGUGCAUGUAUGAAAUGUCAUCUCCCUUUUUCUUUUU
Rhododendron vialii is the source of this 2044-nucleotide messenger RNA. Its product is annotated as rho GTPase-activating protein 5. Gene Ontology annotation, molecular function: GTPase activator activity. NCBI's taxonomy places the organism in Eukaryota, Viridiplantae, Streptophyta, Magnoliopsida, Ericales, Ericaceae. The transcript has 5 exons. The record is from RefSeq and is a predicted model, not a curated record. The coding region runs from base 335 to 1795 and encodes 486 amino acids. Gene Ontology annotation, biological process: signal transduction.